ACAAAAUAUAACACACUGCUGCUGCUGUCGCAGUGUCGGGGACCGGGGUCGCGCCGAUUAUAAUUUAUAACCAUGAGAAAAAAAAUGUUAUGUUACAUAGUUACAUUAUCAUUUAUCCGUCUUAACUCUAAAUUCUGUCAUUAACUAACUAUUAAUUAUCAAACAUCCGUAAUAGCAUGGUAGCCGGUAGGUAUUAAAAUCUAAUUAGCAUAAAUGAUUUUUUAGCGAUGUAACGUACCUACCUAUCCUAUAGUAAUUCGUAAAAAAAAAAAUGGAUAUUAAAUAUUUGUGCAUUGAACAUUGGCGUUACAAUUUUUAGUUAAUACCUGGAACCUAAUACAAGUCGAUCAUAAUGUAUUAGUUAACAACGAAGUAUUGCAUAAUUACCUAUAUGUUAACACUAUUCAAUAAUAAGUAGCUUAUACUUUAUUACUUGUCAAAAUAAUAUACAACAACCGACACCGAGGUUGGAGAUGAAUAUUAUAUGCAUCGAUCUUGUAAUAGGUUAUAGGUACCACUAGUUAAAUUGUAAACAUUUGAUAAUGGAAAAGGAUCACAGAUUAUUUAACAUCAAAAUGAACUUGAGCAUUUAUACACCUACAUAAAUAGUUUUUGGAUGUUGGUUAAAUUUAUAGCACUUAAACAUUUUCAGGUAAAAUGGCAUUAAACAUUGAGUCGGCACUUAGUUCAUUUGAGAAUUUGUCUUCUAAAAAUCCAUUUUGGAACAUUGAUUUACCUAAGAGUCCAUGGGAUGUAGAUGAUGACUUUGAAGAUUUGGACGUAUUGUGCGAAUUGGUUAGAAAUCAAUACUUGAAACGUCUCCAUCAAACAUUGCUCAAUAAUUUAGAUGUUACUAGUGGUUACAAAAAAAAACCUCUUUAUCAGAUUCAACAUUGUGUAGAUUUAUGUAUGGCUGAAUUGGAAAAGCAAGCUUUAAGACGAUGUAUGAUUGCUAGUAUUUAUCGCCAAUGCAUGACUAAUUUGAUUAAUAAAAUUAAGACCUGCACACAAAAUUCAAUGCUAUAUGAUUUGCUUAAGCAUAUUAUUGAGUCAAACAAUCAAAUACCAUCAAGUGAUAAAUUAUUUGAAGCUGAAAAUGUAACACAAAAAUCAGUGGGUAUUGAUGUAAGUGUUAAUACUGAACAAAAAUGUAAUAAAAUAACAUCAACACAGACUGAAAUAUGGACAGAUCCUGACAAUAAUUUAUCUAAUAAUAUUCCUAUUAAUAAAGUUAAUACAGAUCUGGUAAAUAAAUCUAAUUUACCUUCUAGUUCCUACAAUGUGAAAUCUAAGAUCUCUGAAUCAAAUAAUAUCUUUAAGAAUUUAAACUCUUUAUUAAAAUCAUCUUGUUCUUCAAAUUCAUCUCCUGAUGUUCACAUGGAAGUAAAUUAUAAGUAUGAAUCUUCUGAAUUUGAAAAUAUACAAAGGAAAGACGAUCAAGAAAAUUCUACAUCAAAUGAUUUACUAAGCAUCAAUGCAUUAUUACGAGAUCUUCAAGAUUCUCCUGAAUAUGAACAACAGUCUUCUAAAUUGGAGGAACGUUUAAUUGCUUUAGGGUUAGCAAUUGAAAAUAAUAAAUCCACAGAUGAUUUAACCGAAUUAACUAAACCAAUUAAUAUAAGUCCUAGUAUAAUACGACCAAACAAAAUAAAUGAAAUACUUAUGGACAAAUUUAAAAGUAAACGAGUAGCCAAAUCAUAUCAAUUACGAAACAGUAUGAAUGAAUUACCUCAAAGUCUACAAAUAAGACUGAAUCAGAAAUUUAAUGACUUGUUUGGAAAUAGUCAUUUUUAUGAAUCUGAUCCAUUAUCUGAAGAAGAAGAGCGUAUUAUAGCACAUAAAAGGAUUGUUAAAAUGGUUGUAGAAUUUAUGACACCUUAUUACAAAGCACACCGUAUCAACAGACAUUUAUUUAAAAGUCUUGCUAAAUUAAUCUCUAAGAAUCUUAUGGAUCGAUCAUAUGACCCAGAUGAAAACACGGUAGCCAAAGGAGUUAAUGAAUUUUUUGCUGGAAAUAGAUGCAUUAAGACAGUUGAAGAUAUCUAUAUCAAUAAUUGAAUAAUGACUUCUAUACAUUCUAAUUCAUAAUUUAUCUAUUUAGUACAACGGUUGUUUUAUACUUUUAUGUUCAGUGAAUUUAUGAUUUAUGAUUUUCAUAAAGAGAAUGCUACGCAGACAUUUAUCAUCUCCGUCUAACCAGUGCAUAACAUUGCAAAUUUUUGCUCAGUGGAUCUAGCUUUGAUAUGUUAGUUUAAAAAUUAUAGUUAAUCAACCCUGAUUGAAACUUGAUGGUAAGAAUAUUAUUUGUAUUUGUAUGGUUUUUUUUUACUAUUAUUAAGUUUUUAAACUUUCAAACUUAGCUAAAUACUAACUGCUGAGCAUACAUUUGUUAUAUGUUACUCACUUUUAAGAUGGAGACAACAAAUGUCUGUGUAGCAUCCUCUUAAUUUAAAAUGUUUUUUCUUACAUAAAAUUUAUUUUCAUUUUUUUGUAAUGUACAUUUCUAAUAGCAAUAUAUUUUAUACUCUAUUCUACACUCUUACAAAGACUCCUAUAAUAGUUAUUACUAUAAUAUGUUUAAUAUAGAACUAUGAUUAUGCUGCACCACUGUUUAAGAUCCAGGUUUCAAUCAGAUUUGAGCGAUAGAUGACUGUCAUUAUGAAGAUAACUUACUUAUAUAGGUAAUUUUAAUUUUUGAAGUUAACAAAUACUUAGCAAAUCGAUAAUAAACUAGGUUGUCUAUAGUAAAUCUUUGGAUCUUACAUUAGGUCAUAGUUGAACAAAAUAUAUUAUGGAUAAUGUUAGUAAUACCAGUGUCAUUGUAUAGGUACAUACAAAAAAUAUUGUGGUUGGUAACCUACUACCUAUUGUCUAUUUUUACAAUUAUAAAAUACUUUUUAUACAACAUUACCAUGAGUGAUGAUUAUCUAUAUAGAUGGCAUUUAUUAUAUAUAAAGGUUGAAUAGGUAACAUUAGGAUAGAAGUUUGUAUACCUAAUGCAUUACCUACCUAUAUUAUGUUAGUACAUAAUGCAGAUACCCUAAGUGGCUAGUCUUAUUCGUCAAAGUGUUUGAUAUCUAGGUAAGUACCUACCUAUUUAAUAUAUUUUUUUUGGACUUUUUGCCUCGGAGUUAUUUUUCUAAGUCCUAAUGUUAUGUCAGCCUCUACUUCUGUGAAUAUUUUAAAAUUAAUUUAUAUGUUAAUAUAGAAAUUUACUUUUUUAUUUUUCAGACUAAGAGUAAGAAUUAGACAUUAAUGUUAGGUUCAGCUAAUUUUUGACAAAAACAUUGCAUAUGUAUUAAUGUAUUAUAGGUACAGCACUACAGCAGUGAGCAAUGUAACAUUGCUCCUAUUUUUAAGACUAAGAGUAAGAAUUAGACAUCAAUGUUAGGUUCAGCUAAUUUUUGACAAAAACAUGGCAUAUGUAUUAAUGUAUUAUAGGUACAGCACUACAGCUGUGAGCAAUGUAACAUACCUAUUUGGCAGUGGCUACCAAUAUCAUAUCAUAGAAAAUUAUAGGGUGGAGUUAACAAUUGGUUUUUUUCAUCACCUGGAAUUUUAGGGUCGAGUUUACAAUAAGUAAGGAUAGUUUAUAUUUGAUAGCGUGCUCAAAGUGGGGGAGGGUGCGAGGGUGUCAUCUCUUGACUCUUUGGCUCAUUUUUGUCGUAUAAUUAUGUAACAUGGCCUGAUAAUAUAUCAUAAUAAUAAAAAAUGCAUAUCCCCUUAAAAAAGCUGAGCCACUAUAGUUCUUGUCUAUUAUUAUCUCACGCAUUUCAUUUGUUUUAAAGAUAUGAUUUUGUUGAAAAAUUGAAUACCAGCGUCUUAAAUACUACGUUGAAUUUGAAUAACUCAUGUUCAUUUAUUUUUCCAAUAGGUAUUUACAAAUAUUUAUUAAUUUUUCUAUAACAGCUGAUCACACAGGUACUAGACUCAUCAGAAUGUACAAUUUUUAUUUUUUUAAGCUAAAAGUUAAAUAUUUUUUGUUAUAUAGAUAUUAUAUUACACAUUUUUAUUUUAAAAUUCACUGGGCAUACUUAAGAAGACGUUUAAUAAUAGUUCCAAAUCUAAUAAUUAUGUUGACUUCACACUUGUACAUUUUUAUGUGUUGUAAACCUAAAGAAAAUAUAUUCCGCUAUUAAACCA
Molecule: messenger RNA, 4143 nt
Organism: Myzus persicae (green peach aphid)
Lineage: Eukaryota; Metazoa; Arthropoda; Insecta; Hemiptera; Aphididae
Exons: 4
Coding region: 658-2058 (466 amino acids)
Source: RefSeq, a predicted model, not a curated record